AUGUUGCCCGAGGGAAUUGUGAUUACUCGUGAUGGGGUUUCAGAGGGACAAUACAGAAUGGUGAUUGAAGACGAAUUGAACGCUAUAAAGGAAGCAUGUGAAGAAUAUGGUAACUUGCAUAAUCAAGAAUCGUGGAAACCUCGUUUCACUUUAGUGAUAUCAUGUAUCCUUUGUUUCCGAUUGUUUCAAUGUCACCAGCUCGUUAAUUUCUUCACUCUAGACGCUAAUCCUCUCCCUGGAACAGUAGUUGACACCGAUGUUGUGCGAAAUGAUCUGACCGAAUUUUAUAUGCUGAAUCAUCGACCUGUCCAAGUAAGAGAAUUUUGGCUGUUCUCGAAUUCAAUUAUUGAUUUGUUGAUCUGA
Strongylus vulgaris is the source of this 363-nucleotide messenger RNA. The record is from the annotation of a GenBank genome assembly. NCBI's taxonomy places the organism in Eukaryota, Metazoa, Nematoda, Chromadorea, Rhabditida, Strongylidae.